AUGCGUCAAGAGAUUGAGGUCACACCGAAAACACCAAUGCCAAAGGCGUACGGAUUCCUUCCGAAAGGCGACCGGUACAAGACACUCCACUGCCGCAAACUCACUCAUGAAGAAGGUCGCUCGUUAUAUAUCGUUGUCGACAAGAAACAAACUACGGGUAUACGUGUGCCCUUGAAUAUCUUGCACAAAGUCCAUACUCAGGCGAAACGAACGCUCCCUACGCGUCGCGCUGCAACCGCACAGCGCGAUGCCACUGAUAUUGCUAGAGCAGCAGCCGAAAUAGACUCCCAGUUUUCGAAGAUGCCGGCGGCAGAAAAGGAAACAAUACUUAAGCAUGGCUUCAGGAAACAUUCCGGUAGAGUCGGUCGAACAAGCUCGAUGUCAUUACCACGGAAAGUUUUACUAGCUGUAAUUGCGCAUGUGCGUCACAGACACACCGAGUAUGAUACCUUGUUGAAGGGCGGAAAGAGUAGGGAGGCUGCAAGGAAAACUACGAGAAAGAAGAUUGAAACGGUUAUGCACAGAUGGGGAUAUACCAAAAAUCUAUCUUGGUAUUUCUGUACAGAAAGGAGAUCGCCCUCUGAAGGUUUAGACUGA
This is a messenger RNA of Alternaria atra, 597 nucleotides long. RefSeq lists its product as uncharacterized. Lineage: Eukaryota; Fungi; Ascomycota; Dothideomycetes; Pleosporales; Pleosporaceae. The coding region runs from base 1 to 597 and encodes 198 amino acids. The transcript has 2 exons. The record is from RefSeq and is a predicted model, not a curated record.